This is a messenger RNA of Coregonus sp. 'balchen', 9938 nucleotides long. The record is from the annotation of a GenBank genome assembly. Lineage: Eukaryota; Metazoa; Chordata; Actinopteri; Salmoniformes; Salmonidae.
CAGUUCGGACAAAUGAAGUGACAAACAGGAUAUGAUGUCAUCGUUCCAGGUGGUGGGCUCUUCGCCCAGCAGUGUCAUCGGCGUCAUGGAAACAUCAAACUUUGCCCAUGUCAUCUUCCAGAACGUUGGGAAGAGCUUCCUGCCCCAGGAGGCACUGGAGUGUCGCUACACCCUCACCUCCUACAUCACCCCCAACCCCAAAGACUGGGUGGGCAUCUUUAAGGUACAACCUACCCUACUUACAACCCACCCCAAAGACCAGUGGGCAUCUUUAUUAAGGUACACCCUACCCUAUCUACACCCCACCCAAAGACUGGGUGAGCGACACUAGAUCUCGCUUAGCCCUGCAUCAGUACUUCUCACACAGUUUGGUGCAUUGACUCAUCAGAAGCUAUUCAGUCAUCCUAUGCAGUCAUCACAGGUCCUAAAUGUAGCUUCAUGACCCUCCAACUAAAAGAUCAUGUCUUUUUUGUUUUACUUUCUUUCAUCAACCUGAUUCUCUUCUCUCUAUUUCAGUGUUUUGGUUUUUGCCCUAACGUUACACAGCUGAUUCAAAUUAUCAAAGCUUGAUAGUGCUAGGGCAAAAACCAAAACGUGCACCCCUUGGGGUCGCGAGUACAGCUGGCCUAUUUCCUUCUACAGAUAUUUUUCCAGUAGCUGUGGUGUGGUUAUUAAAUAUACAGAGGGAGGUGGGAGGAGGCAGGGAGAACAGAUAGGUUUUGCUGGGGGGUAUUUUCUGGUCCGUCUCUCUGGUCUAACCAGAUAUUUUUUUCUAUUUGCACACAUCCUUAUUUCUUUCUCUCUCUUCCACCUCUCCCUCUCUUGUUGCCCUCUCCCUAUUUCUCUCUCUUCUCUUUCAUCAGGGCCAUCAAAUCUCACACUGAAUUAACAGGAAAUGUGAACGAGGAAACCUAAUGUCUCGUAAAGACACAAAGCAAACAUUUAUCAUCCUUUAAGAAGUUACUUCAAAUCCACCCAGCUAAAUUAAAAAGGAAUAUAGAUGGUGGGUUUAUUUGGAAAAUGUAGAUUGGAAAAUGUAGAUGGUUAAUCUGCACUAAUGAAAACUGUUUCAUGGUGAAGUGUUGUGUGUGAUAAAGAGUGUUUAUUUCCGCAGUUAGAGGUGGUAGGCUUUUCACAUGAAAAGCUUGGCAUGAAAGAGUGAAACUCGGUCACAGGAGAAAUUAUCAAAAACCGUCAGUUUUUCAACCCAACACUCCUCCCUCCCUUUUCACGCUUUUAUCUUCUCCUAAUGCUUUUCUCUUGUGCCAUGACACUAACCCCCAUCCUCCCUCCCCCCGUCUCUCGCUGUGUGUAUGUGUGAUUGCACUACUGAGAGAGCUCCAGACACAUACAUCUAGCACAGCUGCUUGGGCACUUACUCACACUACCCUUGACACACACACACACACACACACACACCCUGAGGCUCGCUGACACACAAUAUGUAGGUUAGGUACAGGCUCCCCCUACUGGCUAUAUACUGUCAUUGAUACUUUCUUCCAAAACCCGGGUUUGGUAACACAGGGAUUGGUAUUGGCAACACAAGGCCCUGAUGAUACCAUGAUAAUAGUCAUACACUUAACACACUUACCCAUGUAUCAAACAAAGUAAGAUUGGAAUGAGAUUUUAAGUUUUUAGACAUAUUGUUUUCUAAUGCAAUUAUAUGCAUCAAUGCACUUGGAUCAGCUCUUAUGAUGUUAAACACACACACACACACACACACACACACACACACCUCUAUAGCUCUGAAAAAGCCCCUGAUUCAGGAGGUAGUGGAGUUGUGGCAUGUAGCUGGGAGAAACCCGUGCAGUAAGAGUGUAAUUAACAUGUCAUCGGACCGCGUGCAUACACCUCUAAGUCAUGAUGGAUGGAAGCUUCGUCUGUGAUUAUUUUAUAACAUCACUCCUGAGUCUGAACACUCCAAACCAAACUCCAGUCACCUGCAACCUGCAACCCUCCACUAUACAAUUAGCAAGUAAUUUAUGUGUUUAAACCUCCCCAUAGAUCAGUGUUUCCCAAACUCGAUCAUCGGGUAAACAAUCUAGGCCUUAUUGCAAUUUGACUUGUGAUUUAGAGCAAAACACUUGGGUGAACUGUUGGAAUCAUGGAAAUAGAAUAAUAAUUCUAAUUCUAUAGUUAGAAUAUAAUAGUGAGCACUUUGAAUACAGUGUUUGACAUGACAACAAAUAAAAAAUGCCAGGUAGGAGUUAUUGUGACAGGGUAGAAACCAAAGUGUUGACAAGUGUUUUCUUGGGGACCCUAUAAUCUUUGGCUACAUUUAAUGUUUUCUCCUAGCUACUUCAUGUAGCUAACAUUCUUGCUUUGUGUAUUACUCUUUGAUUUAGAAGAUACCGUUGCACAAAAAAAACAUUCCCCUGUAGGUCUAUGCCAUCACUGGUAUUAUCAGGCUGUAUAGCUAGUUAAGUUUGCUCUGACUCAGUACAUUAUUAGCUAGCUAGCGAUUAGCGUUAGCGGCUAACAAGAUUUAGGCCCAACUUGCUAAGAAAAUAAAAACUAGCUGUUUGCAGAUGUAAGAAACACAAACUAAUAGUGUAAUUCUAGAACGCUAGUGGAUUUACAUUAAGAAGGAAAGUGAAAACAGCAUCGUCGUCAUCAACAUUGUUGCAUUGACCAUGCAGACUGAACGCAAGUGUCUCGUGGUCGAGGAACAAAUCCUUGAGUGACGGGGCAGGACUAGGUCUGUGUGGAAAGCGGCAUGGAGAGCGAGAGAGAGGAGAGGGAUGACUCAAGUAGCUAAGUAAAUUAUAAAAAUGGACGUUACACACAGCAUAUCACAUUUUAACAAACCAAACAUUCAAAUACCGUUAUAGAAGGUCAAGUAAAAACCCAAACCGGUCUGUGCAUCAACACCGGUAUAUGGUAAUAGACAGUAUACUCAGCCCUACAUCAAGGUAAUACUGGCCUGGGGUGUAGUUCCAUAGGAUGACUCAUGUUGAGUAAAUUAUGGUCUGUUUCAGUAACUCUCAGCCAAGGCCGUCUCCAUGGAGAUCUGGUCAGAGUGAAUGCCCUCUCACCUGAGUUUGAACUCAACACUAAUUUCGAGUAUUUAGGAGAAUAUGAAUAUUUCAUAAUCUUGUUAGGUUUUUUUGUUAGAGAGAGAGAGAAGAACAGAGAGAGAUGGAGAAAAGGAGGGAGAGUGAUUGUGUAUGACAGUUUUACGGUGUAUGGUUAGUUAUGAUGUUCUGUCGUCUCUUCAUCAGCCGUCACUUAACAACACGACAUUCAUAUCAUUACAUCUCUCUCCCGCCAUUUAGAAGUAUGUGUAAAAUUAGCACCUCUUUCUCUUCUGCGUCUUCUUCCGUUUUAAACUAGGCUCUGCUGCUCCCCUCUGUCAGCCCUUACACACACACACACACACACACACACACACACACACACACACAGGCUCAUUUGCACGCACACACACCUUCUCCAAGGAGAGAACUAGAAAGGAUUGAGGGAGGGAUUGGGGUUUUAAAUAAAUGUAUAUAGAACAUUAUUUUGGUUUAGCCUACUCUUAAAAUAUAAAAUAACUGGUGUGCAUGAUGUAAAACGAACUGAUUUGAUGCUCUCAUUAACCCAUCUUCAACUUUGGCUUUCUUUCUAUCACAACUCAGCUGGGAUAUAAAUGCUUUUUACUUCUCGGCUGCUGGGCUGUUUAAACUUGUUGAUCUUGCUUUGUGCAAUACCACUCUUGUAUUAUGAUUAACAAGGUACGUAACAGGUAUUUGUGAGAUCCUAGUCUUGUUGUGUGUCCUGUGUUGUUGUGAGAACAAUAUGGUAGUGUGUGUGUGUGUUUAGCUGUAACCUGUCCUCCUGCGUUGGGUCUGUAGGUGGGUUGGAACACAGCGAGGGAUUACUACACGUUCCUGUGGUCUCCCAUGCCGCAAGACUAUCAACCUGGAAGCACCGUACACAGGGCUGUGGUGUUCCAAGGUACACACACAGUUUACAUUUACACACACACACACACACACACACACACACACACACACACUGUACAUGUACACACACACACUGAGCAUGGGAAGCACUGUGGUAUACUAAGGUAACCCCUGGAUUUAGCAGUCCCUGUAUUAAACCAGCUACCUUAUUUUAUUGAUGGAACAGAACCGUGGUCAGAGACUUGAAAACCUCUCUCCCUCUGUAGAGAUAUUACACACACACACCAUGGAGGGCCGGUGAACUGGUUUUACAGGAGCUGACAUGGUCAGAUAUGACACAGUGAAAAUAUGAGCCCACUGUGGUGUCAGUGGAACUCUGCAUAUGUUUAUAUCACAGACCAUGAUCUUUACCUCAAAUACAGUGCAGUUGAAUUACUGUACUUUUACUCUGAUUGUAACUCUGACCUUUGAUUGAAUUAAGUGUUUACUAUGAGUUUAAGAUGUAAGGUAGGGAAGAUAAGUGAUAUAUAUAUAUAUAUAUAUAUAUAUAUAUAUAUAUAUACAUACAUUAGAUUUAUACAAAGUCAGGAUUCAGCCCAUGGACUGUGAACUGCCGACGUUCACAAUGCCUCUCAGAGUGCUGAUCUAGGUUAUUUAUUUUUUUAGAUCAUAAUGCAUAUGAUUAUAUGCACAGGGGGGACCAGACAUAUGAUUAUAUGCACAGGGGGGACCAGAUCCUUGAUCAGCACUCCUAUUUAGGGAUGGGCACAGUUAAUCCAAUAUCCGAACGGACGUUAGUAUUCGAUUACUUGGGAGAGUAUUCAUUUUUGAGGCUUUGUCUAAAAGUCAAUAAAAUGAUCUAUGUGAUAUUGCUACAUAGCCUAUAAGGACAGAACAUUAUAAGUAACAUUUAAAUAAAACAACAGUUUCAUGACAGUUGUUAAGAGUGUGCCCCAUUAAAAAAAGACGCACCAUUACCCUAAACACUUGUUUCACACGUGUAGCUUGUUGUUAUUGUCGGUCAAUCACAGCGGCGCUACAGUCAGAGGCUUCAUGUGAAGUGGAAGAUUUCUAAUCAAUGCAAAAUGGAAUUAAAAUUACGGAAUUCAGUUGGCUAAAUGAGAAGGAGUAGGCUACAAUGAUCAACCAACAGGUAGGCUGUUGUUUAAUAUGAAUGGAGUUGAUGUAGACAAGGAUGGGAAGCGCAGGCAAAAUAGCCUCAAUUAGCCUUGCUACUUUAGCUAGCUAGCUGGCUAACUUAGCUGGCUACUGUAGCUUCUUUACAACGAUUUGAUGUAGUCAACAGGCACUACCAGAUGGUAUGAUAGAUGAACUUGUUGCUUCCAUAAGUUAUCUAACUAGCGCAAGUCGGUUUGGCUACUUUCUCUCUCAUGUCCCCCCCACAUUCUGAAAUUGCAUUUUUGUCCCCCCCAGUUUUAUCUUACAUUUACAUUUACGUCAUUUAGCAGACGCUCUUAUCCAGAGCGACUUACAAAUAGGUGCAUUCACCUUAUAGCCAGUGGGAUAACCACUUUACAAUGUUUUUUUUAGUUUUUUUUUUUUAAACAAACAAAACGCAACCAAUUCACCUGACGAUACGGUCUCAUAAUGCCACGCUGCACAACCUUCCAAACAUUCUCACACUGUCUCCUCCCUCCGCAGGGUACUAUGUUCCCAAGAGUGAUGGGGAGUUCUAUCAGUUCUGUUACGUCACACACACGGGUGACAUCAGAGGCGCCAGCACGCCUUUCCUGUUUCGCCCGGCCACGCCCACCGAGGACUGUCUCACCGUUACCGAGGACGACAGCAACUCAGACAUACUGGUGGUGACCACCAAAAGCAGUGUGCUGGAGGUACACACACACACACACACACACACACACACAGCGAGAGCGAUACAGUAUAGCCGUCUAAAUGUUACCAGUACACAGUCUCCUCUUCUCUCCUCUGGUGAGCAGCAGCGUAUAGAGGAGGCGCAGCAGGAGCGCAGGGAGCUGUUGAAGACCAUGCACCACCUGCAGGAGGAGAACCAGCAGCUGCAGGAGGAGCACAGGAGGCUGCACAGAGAGAGGGAGCAGGAGAGGGAGACCUGCAGCCUGCUACGCAUACACAACCAGGUGAGGAGGGGGGACGAGAGGAGAGGGAAAUACUUAGCACAGGAGACUGUACAGAGCGAGGGAGCAGGAGAGGGAGACCUGAGUGCCAGUUCCUAUUCAGUGAUCACAGGUUCAAAACAUCAACAUUUAGGAAGUUUAAGAAUGAUCUGUGUCCAUAGUUGAACACACAUAACAGUGUGUGUGUGUGUGUCUCUGUGUGCACUAUGUAUUUGCACAGAGUGUGUCAUAUUUUUCUUUUGUUUCGUGUGUGUGUGUAUGUAUGCCCGUUUCUCUGUCCCUCGUUAACGAGCUGACUCACUGGGCCCGGAUGCUAACUGGACACGGUCUCCCGGGCAUCUGGCAUCAGGGCAAUGCCAUCUCAACCACAGAGUGAGCAAAUAUGACAUCAAGGCCACACACAGACUACUACUCCUCCCCCCACACACACAUUCUAAUUCACACCCACAUACACACACUCAAGCCCCCUUACACACACACUCACAAUGCCACCCACUUGCAACCUCUUUUAGAAUGCGUGUGGAAUGAGAGACAGUUAUCUGCAAAACCGCCUGAGUGAAAAAACGCCCUGCACAGUUUAGGGACUAAGAUGACUCAGUCACGCCAUUGUACAAGGGCACUACUCUCUCUCUCGCGAUCUCUUUCUCUAUCGCUCUCUUUCUCUCUCAUCUUUCAUCUUAGUACAACUGCUGAGAAUGACUUCAAUUUUGUAAUUUAUUUUAAGUACCAUUUGGUGUGUUGUUCAGUGAAUAAACAUUUCCAUAUGACUUAACCAGCAAAGUAAGAUUUAACCCACUGAAACUAGAAGAAAGAGGGGGAGGAUUAAAGGAGAGAGGAGGAAACUGUCAGGGGAGAAGGUUGAUGAUAUGGAAACAAAACCAGUCUCUUACUGCCCCCUGGUGCUUUUUCCUAGUGUGUGUUUUGUUUUAGUAUCCUUAUGGGGACCAGAAGUCCUCACAAGGAUAGUAAAACAAGGCUAUUUUAGGCUUAGGGGUUAGGUAUAGGGUUUGAAUUAGGGUUAAGUUAGGGGUUAGGGAAAAUAUGGUUUUGAAUGGGAAUCAAUUGUUUGGUCCCCACAAGGAAUGUAUGAGGGCGGCAGGUAGCUUAGUGGGUAAGAGCGUUGUGCCAGUAACCGAAAGGUCGCUGGUUCUAAUCCCCGAGCCGACUAGGUGAAAAAUCUGUCGAUGUGCCCUUGAGCAAGGCACUUAACCCUAAUUGCUCCUGUAAGUCGCUCUGGAUAAGAGCGUCUGCUAAAUGACUUAUUAUUAUUAUUAUUAUUAUGUAAAACGAAUGUGUGUGUGUGUGUUAGACAGCUUUGAGAGAUGUCCUACUUUGCUCUUUUUAUGAAGUACUAAAUCGCUGUAAAUAAAAUGUACACAGAUUAUUAUUAUUAAUGUUGGAUUCUUCAUUCAACAAGGGUUUCUCUUAUUAAAUAAGUGAUGUGUGUGUACUCGUGUUCGUUUGUGUAGUACACAAUAACAUUUAGAGUAUAUUCACCAUGGCCCUAUAGUGCAGCACUGAUGAAAAUAUCCUUUAGCUGGACCAUGAAAACGUAAGUACAUAUUUUGCGGCUGCUAAUUUUACGACAACACGUUUUAUAAGGUCUUUAUGCGCUGCUAAAGUGCCUCCCAAACGGCUGCAGUUAAAUCAUACAGUCAUCCAGGGAGCCAGAGGGCUGUACCUGAACUACACAUGACAUCUGGGUGUGACACUGUGUGUGCAAAUAUUAUAUACUACACCUGUAUAUUUGUGUUUGAUGGAUGUGCUGUAUCUGUCUAUCUGAUGCACAAGUGUGUGUGUGUGUGUGGGUGUGGGUGUGUGUGUUGAGAGAUGGAGGGGUGUUUAUGUAGGCGUGCUGGUCUGUCAGGUGCAGUGUGCUGUGGGUGAAUUAAUGUCCUACUUCUCAACGUGUUCCAACAGGGGAGAUCACUGGCAGGACCAGGUACAAGAUACAGGAUAUAUAGUACGCCAACUGGCUUCCUCUCCUUGUCUCCUCUUAUUCAGAACAUUAGGAUGGAAAACUACGCUGUGCUUUUGAAGGGAAAUGGGCGGUUCAAUGCCAGACAUUCAUUAUCACACAGCAUUUUGAUAAAGGAGGGUCUAACUCAGGGAUGUCAAACUCAAUACAAAGCCAAGCAUCUACAGCAUUUCCCCCCUCCCUUUUACUUGAUCGAUCAAUUAAGGUCAUUGAUUAGAUAGGAACUCCCCACAUCUCGUUGUCCAGGUCUUCAUUGAACACAAAUUGAGAGGAAAUGACAAAAACCAGAAAACACUCAGUCCUCCAGGAAUUGAGUUUGACACCUCUGGUCUAACUGGACAGACCGACAGGACCUGUGAUUGGUUAACAGUGUGAUUGACAGCUGAAGCUGCCUGUGGUAUGGUUGCAGGAGCUGCUGCGCUCCUCCCAGGGCCUGUCAGAGGAGAGGGAGGAGGUGAGGAGGAGGCUGCAGGAGGCCACAGACAGGGUCAGACAGCUGGAGGAGGACCUACUGGGAGUCACACAGAAAGGACUGCAGAAAGAGACCGAACUGGACUGGUGAGGAGGAACGCACACACCAGGGUUUUCAUUAGGAAAAUGUGGCACUGGACAUUUGGCCGGCAACAUUUUAAUUUACCGGGCAUUUGAGAAAUCUGCCGUACCCAUAUGCAUUGGGUGUGUAACCUGAUUAGGGCGUCCACCCACACUGCUCAGAAUGACAGAAAUCACAUUUUAAUUAUGGUAAUUCAUAUUAACAGAACAUGCAAGUUGAGCAUGCAACGAUGUGUGGUCCUUCAUACCGAAUUCUGAUGUGCACUUUGAAGAUGUUAGAAUAACUGUCCACAUUUGCUUUUCCUCAGCCAACAAGACGAGUAACGAACAGCAAAAUCACUAGCCUAUGUCAAUCCUCAAUCCCCCAUAGUAGAAAAGUUUACCUAUUCUAUUGGUCAGCUUGUCGAGAAAUAGCCUAUUCCAAACAGACUCUGGAACAGUUGUGGGAAGAUAGAGCUCAAAUUCAUCCAACCAGUAGGCCAGAAAGUUUCUUAAAAUGUUGAUAAACUAUUAUUUCUUCACAUUAUAAGCACAGCAUUGCGCACAAGGCAGUAGUCUACACGCAAAUGUUUGUUCCAAUUAGCAAAUAACACCUUUGUCAAACACCGCACAUGGGAGCGGUUUCAUGUCACAGAGAUGAAAAUAUCUGUAAGAAAUUUUAGGAAGAGAUCUAAUAGGCUACUUUGAAGCAAGGUAAGACAUGCCUCAUAAUAUGUAUUAAAACAUUCAGGUUUCAAACAAUUUAAGUAUGCGUUUACAAAAUGCAUAGCCUACUGCCUCCAGCCCAUUGCCAAGUGGUGUGUGACGCGCUGAUGAAGCCUGCCUUCUGUUGCAGUUUGAGAUUCUGCAGCAGCAGCUCUUGCGCUGUCGAAGAGAUUUUCCACUCAAAGGCGCUCUAUCUGUAUGCUGUAGGGGUGUGAUAAAUACGAUCCAUAACGAAUAUACUGUAGACCGAUAAGCAUGACCAAUCAAAUGUAUUUCCAUCUAUGAAGAGGAUAAAAAGCAUUAUUUCGCAAUGGAUUUUUUCUUCUUCUCCCGGCCUGGCGCCAAUUUUAAUUAUCUGCUUUUUUGUUGUUUUUUAAGGCUAAAAGCCGGCUAUUACCAGCUAACGGAAACCCUGCCCCCCCCCCCCCCCCCCACACACACAAACACACACACACACAGCUAGACUACUGGGAGUCACACAGAAAGGACUGCAGAAGAAAACUAACUGGACUGUUGAUGAGAAACACACCAUAGAUACUAUACUCAAAUGACAUACAGUACAGAAAACUAGAGAGAACAUUAUUGGUAUUAAUGAAGUUGUUGUUGUUGUCCAGUCUGAGAGACAGGUUGGAGAAGCUGACAGCAGAGAGAGACAGUCUGGAGACCCAACUGAAGAAUGAGAAGGACGAGAGGGACCUCUACAAG